CGAAAGCCAUAUCAGUAGUUGAAUCGCAACACUUACAAAAUGUUCUCCAAAAUCCUCGCUUUGAGCGCCGUACUGGCGGUGUCAGCGGCAGGUCUCCUGCCCCAGGCCCACUACUCUUCAGCUGCGGCCGUGUCCUCCCAAAGUAUCGUGCGCCACGACCAGCCGCAGGCCAUCCACGCCGCUCCCGUCUCCAUCCACGCCGCUCCCGUAGCCAUCCACGCCGCUCCCCUUGCCUACCAAGCCGCUCCCAUCUCCACCUACGCAGCCCCUGCCCGUAUCUCUGCCGGACAUGCCGUGUCCUCUCAGACCAUCCUGCGUCACGAGCAGCCGCGUGCCGCGUACGGCAUCGCUCCCCUAGCGUACGCCGCCGCACCCGCACACUACGCCGCGCCCCUCAUCAGCCACGCCGCCCCCGCCGCUAGGCUUAUCGCUGCGCACCAAGAUGAAUACGCUCACCCCAGAUACGACUUCUCGUACUCCGUGGCUGACGGACACACUGGCGACAACAAGUCGCAACAGGAGAGCCGCGACGGCGACGCCGUGCAUGGCCAGUACUCGCUGUUGGAGGCCGACGGUUCCGUGCGCACCGUGCAGUACAGCGCCGACGACCACAGUGGCUUCAACGCAGUUGUCACCAACUCUGCGCCCGCGCACCACGCCGCUCCCUCAUACGCUCCUCAACACAUAAUCGCACAUCAUUGAUUUGACCAAAAAUCCUUUAGGAAUCUUAGCACUGUCAUUAUUUAUUGCAAUAAACAUUAAAA
Papilio machaon (common yellow swallowtail) is the source of this 764-nucleotide messenger RNA. Its product is annotated as cuticle protein 19-like. The record is from RefSeq and is a predicted model, not a curated record. Lineage: Eukaryota; Metazoa; Arthropoda; Insecta; Lepidoptera; Papilionidae. The transcript has 3 exons. Gene Ontology annotation, cellular component: extracellular matrix. Bases 40 to 702 code for a protein of 220 amino acids.